CAGAGAUGGGCUCUCCAUAAUGCUUCAAUUAUGAAGGAAGAAGGGAAGCUGAAUUGUUUUUUUGCAAUGGAGAAGACAGAGGGAGAAACACCAGCACUGUGGCUCCCACCUUGUUGCUUAUCUCCCUGCCAACAUGUGCCCCAAAUCCUCUCUGUGCUGUAUUAAGGAAAGAAAAAGCUUUGACAUCUGCUUUGUUACAUCAUCUUUUCCAAUUUUGCACCCGAUAACCCCCUGGUGAAAAGAGGAACAAUGACUUCAUAUAGCUGCUGCUUGAUUCUUUUGCUGUUUACCUGGAGCACUGCUGCCUAUGGGCCAAACCAACGGGCACAGAAGAAGGGAGACAUUAUUCUUGGAGGAUUGUUCCCCAUUCAUUUUGGAGUGGCUGCUAAGGACCAAGAUCUAAAAUCAAGGCCAGAAUCAGUGGAGUGUAUAAGGUAUAAUUUCCGAGGCUUCCGCUGGCUCCAGGCUAUGAUCUUUGCCAUAGAAGAAAUAAACAGUAGCCCAACUCUCCUUCCCAACAUGACCCUGGGAUACAGGAUAUUUGACACUUGCAAUACAGUCUCGAAAGCCCUGGAGGCCACACUGAGUUUUGUGGCCCAGAACAAGAUAGACUCCUUGAACCUGGAUGAAUUCUGUAACUGCUCAGAACAUAUCCCUUCCACCAUUGCAGUCGUGGGAGCAACUGGCUCUGGCAUUUCCACUGCCGUGGCCAAUCUGCUGGGACUAUUUUACAUACCUCAGGUCAGCUAUGCCUCAUCCAGUCGUCUCCUGAGCAACAAGAACCAGUUCAAGUCCUUCCUGCGCACAAUCCCCAACGAUGAGCAUCAGGCUACCGCCAUGGCAGACAUCAUCGAGUACUUUCGCUGGAACUGGGUGGGAACAAUCGCAGCUGAUGAUGACUAUGGCCGGCCAGGGAUUGAAAAAUUUCGGGAAGAGGCGGAGGAGAGAGAUAUCUGCAUUGAUUUUAGCGAGCUCAUCUCCCAGUACUCAGACGAAGAGGAGAUCCAGCAGGUGGUAGAGGUCAUCCAGAACUCCACAGCAAGAGUGAUUGUUGUUUUUUCCAGUGGCCCAGAUCUGGAGCCUCUCAUCAAAGAGAUUGUCAGGAGAAACAUCACUGGCAAGAUCUGGCUGGCAAGCGAGGCCUGGGCCAGCUCUUCCCUAAUAGCCAUGCCGGAGUUCUUCCGUGUCAUCGGCAGCACCAUCGGGUUUGCACUGAAGGCGGGACAGAUCCCAGGAUUUCGUGAGUUCCUGCAGAAGGUGCAUCCCAAGUCCACCAACAACGGCUUUGCCAAGGAGUUUUGGGAGGAGACAUUUAACUGCUAUCUCCCUGAUGGAUCCAAAAAUUCUCCUGCUUCAACUUCCUUCCACAAGGGCCAUGAAGAGGGGCUGGGAGCUGGAAAUGGAACGUCUGCCUUCCGACCUCCGUGCACAGGGGAUGAGAACAUCACCAGUGUGGAGACACCAUACAUGGACUACACACACUUGCGGAUAUCCUAUAACGUGUACUUGGCGGUGUAUUCCAUUGCCCAUGCCUUGCAGGAUAUUUAUACCUGUACCCCUGGGAAGGGACUCUUCACCAACGGGUCCUGUGCAGACAUAAAGAAGGUGGAGGCAUGGCAGGUUCUCAAGCAUCUGCGACACUUAAAUUUCACCAAUAACAUGGGGGAGCAGGUGGAUUUUGAUGAGUUUGGGGACCUGGUAGGAAAUUACUCAAUAAUCAAUUGGCAUCUCUCUCCGGAGGAUGGCUCAGUCGUCUUUGAAGAGGUUGGGCACUACAACGUUUAUGCCAAGAAAGGGGAGAGGCUUUUUAUCAAUGAAAACAAGAUCCUGUGGGGUGGAUUCUCUAAGGAGGUGCCUUUCUCCAACUGCAGCAGGGACUGCCUGCCAGGCACGAGGAAGGGCAUCAUUGAGGGGGAGCCCACCUGCUGCUUCGAGUGCGUGGACUGCCCCGACGGGGAGUACAGUGACGAGACAGAUGCAAGUGCCUGUGACAAGUGCCCUGAGGAUUACUGGUCCAAUGAGAACCACACAUCCUGCAUUCCCAAGCAGAUAGAGUUUCUGGCCUGGACUGAGCCCUUUGGGAUUGCUCUGACUCUCUUUGCUGUGCUUGGAAUUUUCCUGACUUCUUUUGUUCUGGGAGUCUUCACCAAAUUUCGCAACACACCCAUCGUCAAGGCCACAAACCGGGAGCUAUCCUACCUCCUCCUCUUUUCCUUGCUGUGCUGCUUCUCCAGCUCAUUGUUCUUCAUUGGUGAGCCCCAGAAUUGGACUUGCCGUCUGCGGCAGCCAGCUUUUGGCAUCAGCUUUGUCCUCUGCAUCUCCUGCAUUCUGGUGAAAACCAACCGUGUCCUUCUUGUCUUCGAGGCAAAGAUCCCCACGAGUCUCCACCGAAAGUGGUGGGGCCUCAACCUUCAGUUCCUCCUGGUCUUCUUGUGCACGUUUGUACAGAUUGUCAUCUGUGUGAUUUGGCUCUAUACGGCCCCACCAUCCAGUUACCGAAACCAUGAACUGGAGGAUGAGAUCAUCUUCAUCACCUGCCAUGAAGGCUCCCUGAUGGCCCUUGGCUUCCUCAUUGGCUACACCUGCCUACUGGCGGCCAUCUGUUUCUUCUUCGCCUUCAAGUCUCGAAAGCUGCCUGAGAAUUUUAACGAGGCCAAGUUCAUCACCUUCAGCAUGCUGAUAUUCUUCAUUGUGUGGAUCUCCUUCAUCCCUGCUUACGCCAGCACGUACGGCAAGUUCGUGUCUGCUGUGGAAGUGAUUGCAAUACUGGCUGCCAGCUUUGGGCUUCUGGCCUGCAUCUUCUUCAACAAAGUCUACAUCAUCCUCUUCAAGCCCUCCCGCAACACAAUCGAGGAGGUGCGCUGCAGCACAGCUGCCCACGCUUUCAAAGUGGCUGCCAGAGCCACGCUGAGACGGAGCAACGUGUCCCGCAAGCGCUCCAACAGCCUGGGGGGCUCCACCGGCUCCACCCCUUCCUCCUCCAUCAGCAGCAAGAGCAACCACGAGGACCCUUUUCCUCUACCAGCCUGCGCCGAGCGGCAGCGCCAGCAGCAGCGCGGGUGCAAGCAGAAAGUCAGCUUUGGGAGUGGAACGGUGACCCUGUCGCUGAGCUUCGAGGAGCCGCAGAAGAACGCCAUGGCCAACAGGAACGCCAAGCGCCGCAACUCGCUGGAGGCCCAGAACAGUGACGACAGCCUGAUGCGGCACCGGGCCCUGCUUCCCCUGCAGAUCAAUGAGCCCCUCGGGGCUGAGCCCGGCUUCCAGGCAGCUUCCAGCCCGGAGACCAGCUCGCAGGAGUCGGUGGUGGAAGACAACAAAGAAGAGGGACCAAGCCCUGAGGUGGAGCCUUCCCUGCCAUCGGUUAACUCCCGAAAUUUUAUAGGCACUGGAGGUGGCUCUGUCACAGAGAACACGGUACAUUCCUAACGAAAGAAGAUUGCAAAAAGUACACCAGCCCCCAAGAGGAACUUGCUCACCUCUUGCUUCUGAACGGGAAAGGAAACAAAGACACACUGCUGUGACACAGCCCCACCACACCUUAAUGCUAGCGUCGGCAGGGUAGCACAUGUGCCUCCAGAGGAAGGACUGUGUCUGGGGAGCCUGGGAUUGAAUUUGCAUUUGCUUUAUUGAAACCAGGACAUCUCAGAAGGACAAAUGAAGAUCGCCUCUGGUGGGGCUUAAGCAGAAGUCUGCAUGCUGCCUUGCCUCCAUAAGCUUUUCCUGCCAGACUGCAACUCAGCUGACUAUGGGAGGCACUCGGCAAUUCCACUAUACCCUGCUUUUACAUUUAUGUAUAAUAUUCCUCUUUCCCACUAUGUAUGAUAUUCCCUCUUUAUGCAGUAUAUGUGAUCUGUAACCAUGUGCAUCAGGACUCUCAGCUCUACAAAAGCAAGGUACACGGUUUCACUUCAGGAAAGCACAGUCAUGGGGAAAAUAAAAAAGCCCCCCACAUCUGGCAUGCUGUGUACAGCCAAGGGUGUGAACAUGUAAAGUAUUUAAUGUGACAGAGCGCCCUGCUAAUUUAUAUUUAGUAAUGUCCCAGUCUCUCCUUUCUGCCCAACAGAAAAUACUGGACAAUACUCUCUGUAGACUCCAUUGCACUAGACCAAGCUACUUAGGUUCCUACUGGUUUCCUCCAGCUGGAAUAGCUUUACCUCCAGCCUGCCUGCUUUGGUGGAGGGGGAGAACAGCUUGUAAAUCCCUCGCAGAGAACGCUGCAAAAGCGCAAUGAGAUGUAUCCCUGAUUGAUUAUGUCGCUAGUAGUCGUAUGCUUAACCAAGUGUUGCUGCUGUACUAUCCCACAAGGCAUACAUGGCUAACCCUUCACACCAUAGUCAGUGUUGUGCUUUGCCGUAUUAACCUGCUCACACCUACACGGAGCAUUGCGACAGUCCUGGCGGUACUGGUGGGCCUGACACAGCAGAUGGAACAAGGAGAAAUGGAGGAGUUAGGGAUGAGGAGGAGCCCCCAGCUGUGGUAAUAGGAUCACCCGAGCAGGUGAAUAUCUGAAGUGUGAGUGCUGGUAGAUGACUGGAUGAGACAGACAUUCAGGCCUAGGUUCUUGGACACAUAUAGGGACAAAUGGAUGAGCUGGAUACAGUUUUGCUCCUAAAAGCCGCCUACUAGGUUAUUUCCCAUUUUGAAGAGAGGGCACCUAGCACAAGAAUGGUGGACUGUGCCUAAAGAAUAACACUAAGGACGUCAGCAGAGAGCAUAGCAGAACUUGAUUACUCUUGUCCCACUCUUCCUAAAGCAGACAUAAGUGCUUCUGGUUAUUUCAAGGCAUGCCUCGUUCUUUUUGAUUCAUGCUGGAAAAGUUGAAAAGAAUCAUUAGCAGAGAGAUUUGUUGCAGCCUGAUGAGAGAAAAAAUACCCCUGGACAGCCUGGUGGGAGGGGCUAAGGUUACAUUGCAGAAUUUAAUUCCCUCUUCACAGAUUCCCCGUGGAAGAACAAGCAUCUGUUAGGAAGAUGUCAGUGCCCUCCCUCAUAAGGCAUGAAGGUAGUCUAGACCUCUUCUAGAAAGGUAGAUGGGCCUGCAGCUCAGUGUGAGCAGAGACAAAAGGACUGUGUUCGAAUGCAUUGGGGGAAACACCACAAUUCUCUUGUUACUGUUUUUGCUUGGUUGUUCUUCUGCCAGGGCAGGCAAAUAAAACUUACAGGUGACAUUACUGUAUAAAAACUUUGUUUUGCCACCUCCACUUGUUGACAAGGAAGAGGAGUCUUGAGUUACAGGAGCAAAGUGGAAGUCCAGAACCCCAAGAAGCAGGCUAUUCAGACCAGUUGCUUUAACCCUUUUGUUGAUCUGUUGCAUCCCCAUUGGAGUGGGCUCAAACUUUAACUACACCACAUAAGAACCAACCCAACUAUAAUUGUAAGGCUUGCAAAACACAAAAUCUUCUAGCCCAAAUUUUGGAAACCACAUUCUACCCCUGGACCCAGCCAAGAGCUGCUUACUGCUUCUGAAACCUAGGUCCCUUCCCCAGGCUGCUGACUGUGGCCUAUGGGCUCAGUUUAGGCUACGGAAUUGAGCCCUGGGUGUAACUGCACGAACAGGGAUGAGCACUAGAUGGCAGAGAGGGUGAAAAGAGCCGUUUUGAUUAUGGCCUACACCUCCAAAAAUUCCAAUAUCCGAGUGGUUUUAGUGCUAAGUGAAUCAUUCCUACCGGAGCAAACCCAGCUCAGCAGCCCCUGAAGUGAAGCUGACAGCACUGAAACGUGUAAGAGUUCAAUGAGUGAAAUGAAAACAACACAAUUUACAAACCAAAGACUGUGUAAGAACACAGGCAAUGUAAGAAACAGAAAGUCACCAUCAGCUGCCUUGUCUGGAGAGCAAUAUUCACUAGCUAUGUAGACAGUAGAUGAUACUGACACAUUUGGGUGCUUUUCAUUCCUUGGGUGUUUUCCAUUCUUUACAUUUACUUAAAAAGAAUUUAUACCCUGGCACACAA
This is a messenger RNA of Haemorhous mexicanus (house finch), 5948 nucleotides long. It is a transcript of the gene CASR, whose product is annotated as calcium sensing receptor. Gene Ontology annotation, biological process: regulation of calcium ion transport; intracellular calcium ion homeostasis; G protein-coupled receptor signaling pathway. The coding region runs from base 250 to 3426 and encodes 1058 amino acids. Gene Ontology annotation, molecular function: G protein-coupled receptor activity; calcium ion binding. The record is from RefSeq and is a predicted model, not a curated record. The transcript is spliced from 6 exons. Gene Ontology annotation, cellular component: membrane. NCBI's taxonomy places the organism in Eukaryota, Metazoa, Chordata, Aves, Passeriformes, Fringillidae.